AUGCUGGAGGCGCUGCCGCGGCUGCCGCGGCUUGCGGUGCUGCGGGUGCCGUUGGUUGAGGACAUUACAGCGGCGCCCCUCGGCGCAUGCCCGGCGCUGCGGGAGCUUGAGGUAGUGGUGCACGGCGGGCACGGCACCCUGGGGGACGCACUGCUGCGCGUGGGAGUGGCGCCGGGCGUGAGGCGGCUGCGGGGCGUCGGCGACGGGGGAGAAGACUGGUGUGGCUUGAUGGAGAUGAUGGGCGACGACUGGGAGGCGAUUGCCCAUGCCUUUCCAGGCCUGGAAUCUCUCGACCUUCCAGAAUGGAGCUUAUCCCUCAAAAACGACUGCGCCGCCGCGCUGCCCGCGUUGCGGAGCCUUCGCAUCGCCUGCAGCCAGGACCCGCCGGGCAUGCCCGCCGUCGCUUGGCUGAAGCGGGUGGCGCCAGCGCUGGAGGUGCUGCAUUUGACGCACGAAGAGUAUUCGGUGGGCGACGGCGCCGGCUGCUGGCAGGACCACCCUUCGCUUCGCGAGCUGGAGCUGGUGAACGUGCUUUAUUACUUCAGCUCGACAACGCGAUACGAUGCGUCCGACCUCCGCGGCAACGCCGACUGCUGCGGCCCCUCGUUUGACGAAGACGCGGCCUGCGGCGCCGCCGUCCAGAGCCCCCCCGCGCACGGCUGCGCCCCGCCGAGGCGCGGGGCUGUGACGUACCUCGGCCCGCCGGGCGUGCGGCUGCCAGCGCUGCGGUCGCUGUGUGUGAGCCUGACGUGCGACUCGACCCCCCAUCGCGCCGACCUGGCGGCCGGCCCCGCCGCCCUGCGCGGCUGGGCGGCGGCCUGGACGCACCUGCGGGCGCUGCACCUUGGCGGCGGCGCGUGGUUCGACGUCGGCGGCGCCCUGCCCGUCCUUGCAGAGCGCCUGGGGCCUCACCUGGCGCACCUCUCCCUUGACCCCUGCGCGUUCAUCGCCGGCGCGUCGGACUUUGAAUUGCUGCCGGACUGUCUGCGUACGUGCAUGCCAAGGUUUGUGGCCCUGGAGGAGCUUGACCUGAAGCUGUGCGAAUCUGCGGGUGUGAUCAUGUACAACAAGAAUGAUGCGUCCAGCCGCGAAGCCCCGCUGGCGCUGACCCCCGCCCUGCUAACGGGCCUGGCGGCGCCGCUGGCGGGCGCGCUGCGGCCGCCGCGGCUACGCAACGCGAGGCUGCGGCUGCCUUCGUUUGAGGCCGUUGAUGGCGGUGGCAGCCGCCGCGGCCGUCCGGCAGGGCCCUGGGCGGAGGCGCUGGUGCGCCAGCUGACGCGGCCGGGGCUGUGCAUCGAGCUUUAUGCUUGCUCUGAGAAGUGGCUGAUGGAGGAGCCUGCAGCACGCGCCGCAGCAAUGCCGCGCCUGCAGAUGAAGGCAUUUUUCCUCCCCAAACUGUGGUUCCGCGGUGACAUGGGGCUCAGGGCAAGGCGUUACACCAGGGCUGUCCUUUACACGUUCAACCUGCACACGCUGGCGUUGCUGGCGCUGGCGUGCCUGUCCGUGCACGUGUGCAACCGCCUGCACUUCACGUUCAACAUGGACUUUUCGCUCUGCGCCCUGGGCUCCACGUUCCCGCUGGUUUUCGCGAUCCAGUCGGCAUUUGGCCGCCGCGAGCGCGCGCUGUCCACCAUCGCCCAGUUCAAGGCCAGCGCGGUGGGGCUCUACUACAUGCACAGGGACUGGACACAGGACUGCGACUACCCGGCCUCUAUGGGAAACAACUUCACGCCCGCCGCCCGCGCCUGCCGCCUGCUGCUGGCCGACCUGUGCCGCGCCGUGCGCGAGUUCCUCACCGCCCACUCCCACUACGAGUCCUCCGCGGAGGCGCGAUUCGACGCGGCGCGGCGUCAGGAGGGCGAGUUCGGGUACGACGGCUCUAUUGGAGCGGCCAGCGAGGUGUCGUUUGCCGAGAUCGUCGCGGAGCAGCGGAGAAAGGACCCCGGCGCCGAGGCGCUGCGGCGGUGCUACGCGGCGUUCAGCCGCAUGAGCGUGCUCAACGAGAAGCUGACCGUGCGGUCCGGCUACACCAGGGGCGGGGAGGGCGGCCUGAGCCGCACCAACCAGUACCUGCGGUACAUGAUUGCGGGCGUGGAGGAGCUGCGCAUGCUGCGCGAAUACAGAACGCCCAUCAUGAUGAGAUACGCGAACGGUGUGCUGGUGCACGUCUUCAGCCUGUGCCUGGGGCCGUUCUUCGCGCACUACUGCAGCACGCAGCCCAGCCCCUUGGCGCCCUGCGCCGCCGGCUACAUGGUCGCGGGCGUGUACGUAGUCAUCGUGAUGCUGCUCUACAAUAUCGCUGUUGAUCUGGAGCAGCCGUUUGACGCCAUUGGGCUCGAUGACGUCUGGUGGACAAUGGAAGAGGAGGUGGUGGAGCACACAGUGGACGCCGCAUUCCUGCCCGGCACCGCCGCCCUGAUGGGCACACGCCUGCCAUCCAUGGACGACGUGGCAGGCGCCAUGCACCCCCCAGGCAGCCCCGGCGGCGGCGGGGGCGGCGGCUAUGUUGCAUCGCGGCUGUGGGCCGAGGCGCACGCGGCGGGGCAUGGCGGCGGCGCGGGGUCGCCCGCGAUGGCGGCGUCGAGAGUGGGGUCCGUGGACAAGCUGAGCUGCUUGGGCGACAAGGUGCCUGCUUGGCCGCUCAGCGGCGCUGUGGCAAGCAGCCCGCAGAUCCGCGCCCACCGGCCGCCGGUACAGCAACAGCAGCAGCACACGCCGUUCAGCGGCGCCGACGGCGGCGCCGCGCCGGCGGUUUCGUCACCAAGGUUUUCGGUGCACCAGCAGCAGCGGUCGCUUGGUGGGGAUGCACGGGGGAUAGAGCUGUCAUUUAGCGGCCCAGGCGGCUUUCAGCAUGUCGUGGUCGGGCCGGCGGGCAGCAUGCGGGUGCGGGGGGCGUCCCUUGGGACCGAGGAGGAAGUGGCCAAGGAGGAUGCGGCAGCCGCGCAGGCCGAGGCGGAUGCACAGGCGGCGGCCGAGGCCGAGGAUGCGGGGCGGCCGCUCAUGGGCGGCUCUGGUGGGAGUGGCAGGCCCGGGUCGUCGGCGGGCGUCAAGGCGCGCAGCUCGCUGCGCACGUCGAAGAGCGACUGA
This is a messenger RNA of Monoraphidium neglectum, 3087 nucleotides long. RefSeq lists its product as hypothetical. NCBI's taxonomy places the organism in Eukaryota, Viridiplantae, Chlorophyta, Chlorophyceae, Sphaeropleales, Selenastraceae. The record is from RefSeq and is a predicted model, not a curated record. The transcript is spliced from 11 exons. The coding region runs from base 1 to 3087 and encodes 1028 amino acids.